Messenger RNA from Oryza brachyantha (malo sina), 2150 nucleotides. Its product is annotated as protein NRT1/ PTR FAMILY 7.2-like. NCBI's taxonomy places the organism in Eukaryota, Viridiplantae, Streptophyta, Magnoliopsida, Poales, Poaceae. Gene Ontology annotation, cellular component: membrane. Gene Ontology annotation, molecular function: transmembrane transporter activity. Gene Ontology annotation, biological process: transmembrane transport. The record is from RefSeq and is a predicted model, not a curated record. The transcript is spliced from 5 exons. Bases 111 to 1940 code for a protein of 609 amino acids.
CCACUUCCAUAUAUCCCCUAGCUCUACCUCCUGCUCGGCCUCCUCACACCAAGCUUCUCGUUGCAUCAACCGACGGAGGCGACCGGUGAGGAGAGCGAGGAGGAGCAAGCAUGUCUGCCAACGACGGAGACGUAAAUACGAGGGUGAUCGUCAUGGAAGGCGAUGAGAGCGAGACGAGUAACGCGCCCAAGGAUGAAUGCUGCGACUACACCCUUGACGGCUCCGUCGACAUCAAGGGCUCACCGGCGGUGAAGGGCAAGUCUGGCGGAUGGCUCGCCGGCGGCCUUAUUCUUGUGAACCAGGGUUUGGCAACACUGGCCUUCUUCGGAGUGAACGUGAACCUGGUGUUGUUCCUGACGAGGGUGCUCAAGCAGAGCAACGGCGACGCCGCCAACAACGUGAGCAAGUGGACCGGAACGGUGUACAUGUUCUCCCUCAUCGGCGCCUUCCUCAGCGACUCUUACUGGGGCCGCUAUAAGACAUGCGCCAUAUUUCAGGCCAUCUUCGUCCUCGGGCUCGCGCUGCUGUCGCUGUCGUCGCGGCUGUACCUGAUCAGGCCGGUCGGGUGCGGCACGGAGCACGCGCCAUGCGAGCCGCACUCCGGCGCCGAGCUGGGGAUCUUCUACAUCGCGCUGUACAUGAUCGCGUUCGGAAACGGCGGGUACCAGCCCAACGUCGCCACCUUCGGCGCCGACCAGUUCGACGGGGAGGACCCGGCCGAGGCGCACUCCAAGGUCUCCUUCUUCAGCUAUUUCUACCUGGCGCUCAACCUCGGCUCGCUCUUCUCCAACACCUUCCUCAGCUUCCUCGAGGACGAGGGCAACUGGGCGCUCGGCUUCUGGUUGUCCACUGCCGCCGCCGCCACCGCGCUGCUGCUGUUCCUCAGCGGCACGCUCCGGUACCGGUACAUCCGGCCCAGCGGCAAUCCGGUGGGAAGGAUCUGCCAGGUCGCGUUCGCGGCGUGCAGGAACCGGAAGGCCGGCGUGUCACCGGGUGGCGAGAGCCUCUACGAGAGCGAUGAGAAGGCGGAUUCCGGUGGGAGGAAACUCAUGCAUACGGAAGGAUACAGGUUCUUGGACCGUGCGGCGCUGGUGGGUGCUAACCCGAAGCUCGCCACGUGCACCCAGCCGCGCGACCCCUGGAGGCUGUGCACGGUGACGCAGGUGGAGGAGGUCAAGAGCAUCCUGCGGCUCCUCCCCAUCUGGCUCUGCACCAUCCUCUACUCCGUCGUGUUCACGCAGAUGGCCUCGCUCUUCGUCGUGCAGGGCGCCGCGAUGCGCCGCACCACCCGGUUUCCGGGCUUCUCCGUCCCGCCCUCCAGCAUGUCGGCCUUCGACAUCCUCACCGUCGCCACCACCAUCUUCCUGUACCGCCGGGCCGUCUGCCCGCUGGCGUCACGACUCACAGGUCGUCGCACCGGCCCAACGGAGCUGCAGAGGAUGGGCCUCGGCCUGGUGCUCGGCGCGAUGGCCAUGGCCACGGCCGGCACGGUCGAGCACUUCAGGAAGGCCAGCGCCACCACGGCGAUGAGCAGCGACCUGCACAUCAUGUGGCAGGUGCCACAGUACGCGCUGAUCGGCGUGUCCGAGGUGAUGAUGUACGUCGGCCAGCUUGAGUUCUUCAAUGGGGAGAUGCCCGAUGGGCUCAAGAGCUUCGCGAGCGCGCUGUGCAUGAUGUCCAUGUCGCUCGGUAACUACUUCAGCGACGUCAUCGUGAGCGCGGUGACCAAGGCCACGGCGGUGCGCGGGCGGCCUGGCUGGAUCCCCACCGACCUUAACGAGGGCCACCUCGACAAGUUCUUCUUCUUGCUCGCCGUGCUGGCAGUCGCGGACUUCGCCGUGUACCUCGUGUGCGCUAGACGGUACGGGAGUGGCACGGUGGGCGACCGGAGCGACGGGGAGGAUGAUGGCAUGGCCGGGCAGAUGGCGACGCCGGUGUAAGCGUUAGCACGAAUCGGUCGUCUGCUCGCGCUCGAUAGAUGCAUGGCAGGCUGUUGUGGUUCUUGAGAUGGAGACUGAAAACUCUUCAAGGGGAUAGAUCAACCGGUUUAGCGCGACAAGUCUCUGUUGAUGAUAGGACAUGCACGGGCACAAGGGAUAGCGACAUGAUACUACAGAAUAAGAGGUCGCUACAGAUGCAGUAUUGUUCUA